GGAAAGUCUGACCCGCUCACAGUCUCGUUGAUCCAGCUACGGGUAGUACGUACCGUGACGUGACAAUGGCGGUAGUCGUGAUUGCGAAACGGUACGUUAUUGUGAUCAGCUGAUCAACUGGGCUCGAAGGAAAGGGUUAAAUCGAAAAAAAGAAUACGUGAUAAAUCAUAAGAUAAAGGUUCGAGAAAGAAACGACAUAUUAGAGUUGUUCGAGAUAAUUAGGAAAGAAAAAAAAAGAUGAUAAUUGCAUUUUCGGCGAUGUCAUUGUAUUUGUGAUUCGCUCUGUCUGUAGGGCACCGGUGCUCUUUUGUGUUGUGUAUAUAGUGGUCUGCAUUUUUGCGGGUGUGUUGUGUGCACGUAUGCGUGAAAUUCGCGAAAAGCGUUAGAUAAAUGUGUCUUAACCAUGCCUGCUGUGCGGAAGUAUAGAAGGGAUACCAGUGAAGUGAGCUGCUGUCUCAAGUAUGUGAUCUUUGGAUUUAACGUUAUGUUUUGGUGGCUGGGUUUGGGUAUUAUGGCUGUAGGUGUAUGGGCAUGGACCGAAAAAGACACAUUCAACAAUUUGUCUAGGCUCACGAAUGUGGCACUCGAUCCAGCAUUUAUCCUCAUUCUAGUCGGCACAGUGACAUUUAUAAUUGGAUUUACGGGAUGUGUCGGUGCACUCAGGGAAAAUACGUGCCUCCUAGCUACGUAUGCGAUAUUUCUGGCGUUACUAUUGUUAAUGGAGAUGGCAGCUGGUGUAUUAGGCUUUAUCUUUAAAGACUGGAUAAAGUCACAAGCGACUGGUGGGUUCCAAGCUUUUAUCAUUCAUUAUAGAGAAGAUCCUGAUCAACAGAAUCUCAUCGAUUGGAUUCAAGAGGAUUGGUUACAGUGUUGCGGCAUCGAGGGCCCUAAAGACUGGGAUCGCAACAAUUACUUCAAUUGUUCAUCGAGCGACAUCGGCUCGAGAGAAGCGUGCGGCGUGCCUUUUAGCUGUUGUAAACGAAAACCAAAUGAGAUUAUCAAAAAUAAACAAUGCGGCUACGAUGUUAGGAAACCUAGCUACACUGGGGAGAGGAGUAUAUACGAGAGAGGCUGUCUAAGAGCAGGCGAAGAAUGGCUAGAAUUGAAUCUCGUACCUGUCGCUGGUACUGUUGUCAGCACUAUGGUUUUACAGAACUUUGAAGUUGCCAAAGUGAUUUAUGAAAAAGGUUGUAUUCAAGCUGGGGAGGAAUGGGUCGAACGAAAUCUUCUUGCGAUUGUAACUGGGGCGGUUGCCACGGCCUUUGCACAGAUUUUGGGGAUCUGUUUCGCUCAAAAUCUUCGAGCAGACAUAUUUGCUCAGAAGGCAAAGUGGCAUUGACAAUUCAGAGCCCCCACGGCAGUCUAGCAUCUUAUCCUAAUAGAUGCUAAUCAAUUGCGUUAAUCGAUUUGGGAUAAUCGUCCAAGUUCUCGAUAAAUAGGAGAGCUUUGACGUGAGAAUCGACACCAUUCCACGCGACACCAGGAUUCAGAAGAUCACGAAGAACGAAGUCUGAACGAAGUCGACACGAUGUUUCUUUCAUCCCUUUUUUAAAAAAAAAAAAUCGACGAUUUUCCGCACUUUCAUCCUCGUCGUUUCACAUAAAUUAUUCGGAAAUAAGAUACUUCGAAAUUUGAUCGCACACGUGAUGAUCCGUUUUCAUUUUGUAAAUUAGGUAUAAGCGUAAUGACGAAGCUGCGAAUUAUGUUUAAGCGAGUAUAUAACUGUUUCACAGUUUUAUUGAUAAUUACGAUGAAUUAUCGUUAUUAUGUUGUCGAGAGACAAUGUGUAUCGAACUGGCACAGCUGUUUCGUUUAUUUUAUAACGACGACACAAUAUAGCGUAAUACUUGUUGCAUAUUCUGUAUUUUUGUCGAAAAAGGAAAGCGAGAGAAAAUGAUUUCGUUUUCGUUUCGUUAUCGCAAUGAAAACGAUAACUUGUGAUAAGUUAAUUUCAUCAUUUUUCUAUAAUUAAGUAAUAUAAAAUGAUAAAAUAACACUCUGUGUUCAAGUAUAAAGAUAAUUUUAUAACAUAAUGUUAUAAAAUUGUGAUUUGUGAUCAUAUCGUUAUAUCAUUUAUCAAAUAUUCUAAUGGCAAAUGAUAGGGAAAAAGGAGAAAAUUAAGAGAAAAUUACUUCGAAGGAACAAAUUGAUUUUAAAAUAAUAUCUUCGAUAGUUAUAAUUUAACGGUAAGCAUAUAUCUUACGAUGAAGAAAAUUAAUUAAUUAAUUAAUUAAUUUCAUUCGAUAAGCUAGAAAAAGAAAGACACGUGUACAAAAACAAUUGUAGCGUGAAUGUGUUCAUACAUAUAUUCGUGCGACACCUAUGGGGCAAAAUUCUAAGAGGCAAAAUAUACACGAAAAUCGAUAUGCAAAAUUUCGAUUGAGACUUGUUCAAAAUUUUGAGUAUUACAAACACACAAAUAUGAGAAUACUUGAGAUUCAAAGAACCAAAUUGUCGAAUACUCACUCGAGUUCGUAAAUUUUUCCAAUUCACGUUCAUGUUUGACAAAAUUCAUUUCAAAAUACACAGGCUACUUUCAAGAAUUUAAUCCAAUCCGAUAUUUUCAAGUUCUCGAACAUCUCUAAUAAGUAAUUCAAGAACCUAAUUCUUAUUUGGAUUCUCCAUAUUUAUAUGUCACAUGAUACUUUUAAGUAUUUUCAAAUUCUCACACACGCCUCUAGCGAGUAUUCGACGAAGCUCGUCUCGAAACACGACGUGAAUUCUCUUAAUCAAUACAUUUGUAUAUCGCAACAUACUUUGAAAAAAAAUUUCCAAUAUUUUCAAAUUCUCCAACACCUUUAUACUUAUAUUAUUACCUAGAAUCAAUCCUUCAAAGGUACCUCACGAAUAUAUCAACAUUACGUACACAUUCGAAUAUCGAUGCGCAAAGGCGUGAUCGAUCGCAAAAGAUUGUCGUUUUGUUCUGAGGAAAAUUGCCGAGGAGUUCAGAUAAACGAAGAGUCGAUUGAUCAAUGGAGGGAGGACGAAGAAAACGGAGUGUUGUCUGCUCGGUUUGCGUCGUAUAAUGGUGUCGAGGUAUUAAAGUCGAUUGACGCGAUGUCGUGGGGGCGCGGUGAACACAGCCGACUUCACCGCACUAAAAUCUCGUGAUACGAGGGGUAAAGCCAUACAAUACGCGAGUGUACACAAUAACUUUCCAACUUGCUCCAAUUGAUCGUUAAAACGGUUGCUCGAGCAUAUUGAUCCCGCGUUACACGCCGACACGUUCCCUCUGUCGAUAGGUUAGGUGCCUGUUGUAUCGUAUCUCGUCACGGUUCAACCCGGCUCAACGCCGAUCGAUCGGGAACGAAAGCUGGGUGCUAGUUGCUCGAUUCGAGUUUUCGAAAAUACUGGAUUUUUCUGAACGUUGUUACCAACGUUCCGAUUUGUUCGUUAAUCGUCGACGUUGCAUUUAAUAAAUGCGUGGCUGUGUGUGUAUAGAUUGGGAUAGAAUUGCUGGAAACGGUGAAUCUUGAUAAUCGGACGAUUAUAUCGCGCGAUUGUACGAUAACGACUUGAUAAUGAUAAGAGAAGACGGUACAUAUGUAUUAAUUAUUGAAAUAUUUCGCAAGUAAUAAUUUCAAUCCUUUGAAGUCGCUUUCCAUGUGAAUGAAAUAAAUUGAAGUGAGAAUAAUGGAAACAGAGUCAAAUCAGAAAAAUAAUUAUAAGCGCGAAGGAUUAAAAGUUGUUUAUACUUUUGAAAUUAAUUUACGAUGAUUUAUAAAAUUGCAAAGAAUUCUUUUUUAUUAUUAUGAAAGAUUAAUCGAUAAUUAAUAUCAGAUAUCUGAACUGAUCAUGUUCUCCCGGAGCAAUCUUUUUAAUCUCAAUUAGAAGAAAGUUAUCCUGGCGAAUAAUAGUAAUUAUUCAAUUAAAAAUACGCAUUAUCAAAAUUAUGCUUUUAAAAUAACAUUACUUGUGAGAUGAUUUAAUAAUUUCAAUCAAGUAUAAAUGUUAAUUAAUGAAACUUGUCUCAAGGCACGUAAUAAGAUCGAGAUAAUGAAAUCACUUGAUAUUACAUUAUAACUUUCAUUCUUUUUAAAUAUAUACACUACGUACAUUAUGUGCUUCCAUCGAGACGCGUCUUGCCGAGGUCUAGUAUCAUCAUUAGCCACGGCUCGUGCCUCGAGACAAGUCUCACGGAUCAUUUUACAAUGUAUCGAUUCAAAUUGAUGAUUUUAACCGAUUAUUAAAAAUUAAACGAUUGUAUUUUUUUAUAUUUUAUUUCUUUUUCGCAUUUCAAACGAUUGUAUUCCACUCUGUACGCAACUUUCCUCGAUCGUUUAACAAACAGAGAAAAUGUCAGUAUACCUCGAAAAAUAGCGAGCACAACUGGUGACUAAUAGUAUUAUAUACAUAUAUUCGCCGAUUCAAUUUUUUUUUUAUUUUAUCCUUCGAAACUCUUUUACUCUGUUGAUUUUUUUUCCUCUUGAUUCGAAUCAGUCAAACUCGUGUAAUCUUUUUUCUUGCGAAAUUUAUUUUAUAUAUAAUUAUCUAUAUAUACCUCCUCUCUCUCUCUCUCUUUUAGUCUAUUAAACAGCGCAAAUACGCUUAAUCAAUACACGUUUACUUUUUGGAUGGAAAAAAAAUGAAAUUGGAUUAUUAAUUAUAAAAUAAGGAUGCCAUGCUUUUUGUAAAUAUUCAACCCAUUUGUACAUAUAUCCGUACGAACGUACCAAACGGAAUUUACAUACUUUUUUGUGUUCCUAAUCCGAAUGGAUAAAAAAAGAAAGAACGGAGGAAAGAUAUAAUAUUCUAUGGAUAAAUGAAAAAAGAGAAAAAAGAUGUUAAGACGAGAGAAUUUUUGAUCGUACAUAAUUUUGAAAGUUUCAUAUCUAUGUUAAAAAUAUACAAUUUCUUUAAAUUCCAAUAAUGUAAUAAAUACAUUAUCAUUUUAAUUUUAUACACACGUUAAAAUGUAACAAGAAAUAAGUUAUAUUUUGAAAGGAAACCAUUUGUUCAAUUCAAGAUUCAAGAGAAUAUGUAAUAAUUUACAGAUGUUGUGAGAUCAAUGUAAUUGAUUAACGCAAAAAAUAAUAUUUUAUAUUGCGCAUAAAUAAUGCUUCACAAAUAUAUAUACAGAUAUCUACAUAUAUAUAUAUUUCAAAACAUUAAUAUUAAUAGUGGAAGAGAGCACGAAUACAAAAUACCUGCGAGAAUGACAAUCAUAUCGAAAAUGCAAAAGCAAAAUUAUAUAAUUUACAAUAUUUUGCAACAAUUGCAUCACAUAAUUUUAACCAAUUUUAACCACUUGCACGAAACAUUGUGCAUCUCGCAUUGUGAUUAAACUUAAUUAAUUUUACUCGAAGAGAAAUGCAUUCUAAUUCUAGUCCGUCCGUUUGGUACAUCAAUUUCGGAUAUAAAUUCAACGUUUUAAUUGAUUAAUGGGACGCGUCGGCAAGACACGUUGGUCCAAUCUCUCUCUGUAAAAUCUCAAAAUUACAUUCUAUUUUGACGGAAAUUACAUUUCAGAAAAGUGAUAAAUAUCGAUCAAAUAAAUCAGUCACGAAAUAUCUGAAUAUUUCAAGACCAAAUUUAUCAAGAACGAAUUUCAUUUUUCAUUCACAAAGGGAAUUAAGCAAUUCAAUAAUUCAGAAAAAUUGGAAAUUUUACACGAUGGGAAAAUUUUUUAAUUUUUUAAUAGUUUCGACCCAUGAAACCCAUGAAAUGAAAUUCAUUUCUAAUCCGAGAUGAAAUUUUCUUAUUAAUUUUGCUUAAAAUGUAUUUAUUAUGUGAAAAAUUGUUAUGUUUUUUUUUUUCUGAAUUUUUGACUUGCUAAAUUUUUCCUUUAUCAAUUUAGCAAAAGAACAACAAUUACAUGAAAGUAUCGAGUCCAAACUAGUGAUAGCAUGUAAACAUAUGAAGCGGCUGGCCCGCGUACGUGAAAAUGUUUUCAGUUUCGAUGAAAAUAACUCUUUUAUAAAGUGGAAUAUCAAGAGGUGUACGUUCAAUCUUGAUUUUCUUGUUCUUUCCUCAAAUAAUUUUUAUACGAAUAUACAUAUGUACAUAUACAUUAAGGUGGUUCUUAAAAUACGGUAUAAAUGAAGAUUUGUAUGGAAAAUUUCUUUUCUUUCAAAACUUGUACGAUUGUUGUAAUCUGUGAAUAAAUAAUAUCUGAAUAUUA
Apis cerana (Asiatic honeybee) is the source of this 6121-nucleotide messenger RNA. It is a transcript of the gene Tsp26A, whose product is annotated as Tetraspanin 26A. Gene Ontology annotation, cellular component: plasma membrane. The record is from RefSeq and is a predicted model, not a curated record. NCBI's taxonomy places the organism in Eukaryota, Metazoa, Arthropoda, Insecta, Hymenoptera, Apidae.